Molecule: messenger RNA, 3447 nt
Organism: Funneliformis geosporum
Lineage: Eukaryota; Fungi; Glomeromycota; Glomeromycetes; Glomerales; Glomeraceae
Source: the annotation of a GenBank genome assembly
AUGGCUGGGUUAUACAUGAACCUACUUGUAUAUGGAAUGAAUUAUUCGGAACGAGAAAAUGAACCUAAGUUAGUCAAGUUCUACGAUGACACUGAUUAUUUCGAAAUCCAAGAUAUUGGUCGCAUCGCUUCCAAUUAUUAUGUAGCAUACAAAAGCAUGGAUAUCUUUAAUGAUAAACUCAAAGUAGCCAAUAUUCUAUCAAUAAUAAGUCAAAGCAGCGAAUUUGCAGAUUUGAAAUCAAGAGAAGAGGAGCACCUAUCAAAUGCCAAUGUUGAAGAAUUUGCCUUAAUAUCUGAUUCAGCAUUUGUAGUACAGAAUACAAGUCGCAUAGUCCGAGCUUUAUUUGAAAUUGCUUGGAAUCGUAACUGGGCUCAAGUUUCGUCCACUUUAUUAGAAUUAUGUAAAUGUAUUGACAAGCGUAUGUGGACGUUUGAGAAUCCUCUGGCUCAAUUUAAAAUGCCUCGAGAAAUUAUAAUGAAGCUUCAAAAUAAUCAACACACCUCCUCAUUAGUGGACAUGAGAGAUAUGUCCUCGGCUGAACUUGGACAAUUAGUGAAGAAUAGCAUGGGCGCUUAUAUUUCUAAAUAUUUAGACAUGUUUCCAAUGCUAAAGUUGGAAGCACAAGUUGCACCUAAUACACAACCAUGGUGGAUAUUCGUCGAGGAUUCUGAAAAUAUCGAGUUAUAUCAUUCAGAAUUUUUUAUAUUAAAUAGGAAGCAACUUGAAGAAACUCAAAAGAUUAGGUUCGCAAUUCCAAUCCAAGAAUUACCUCCUCAAUUAUAUAUUCGUGUCAUAUCAAAUAGGUGGAUAGGAGCUGAGGCAUUUCUUCCAGUUUCGUUAAACCAUCUAGUUUUUCCUGAAAAUUAUCAUCAACAUACAGAAUUGUUGAGUUUACCUCCAAUACCUGUAACUGCUCUUAAAAACAAAUCACUUGAAGAGAUAUGUUCUAAGAGAUUUACUCAUUUCAAUCCUGUACAGACUCAGGUGUUUGACACGCUUUAUAAUUCUUCAUCCAAUGUAUUGAUUUGCGCGCCCACGGGAUCAGGAAAAACGGUUACUGCUGAAUUAGCAAUGUGGUGGGCAUUUCGUGAACAUCCACGUUCCAAGGUAGUUUACAUCGCUCCAUUAAAAGUUUUAGUUCGCGAGCGUGUAGAUGAUUGGCAAGCUAGAUUAACCGGUCCAAUGAAAAAACGACUUGUAGAGUUGACAGGAGAUGUUACCCCUGACUUGCGUUCUAUUGAAAAUGCCGAUAUCAUUAUUACAACACCUGAAAAGUGGGAUGGUAUAAGUCGUAGUUGGCAACAUAGUAGUUAUGUUCAAACCGUAUCACUUGUGAUUAUUGACGAAAUUCAUUUACUCGGUGGUGAUAGAGGACCUAUACUAGAGGUUAUUUUAUCACGAAUGAAUUACAUCAGUUCUCAAAACGAAAACAAAGUUCGCAUUGUUGGGUUAUCAACAGCUUUAGCAAAUGCUCAGGAUUUAGCAGACUGGUUGUGUAUUGAUGAGGGUGGACUGUUCAAUUUUAGUCAUUCAGUACGUCCUGUUCCAUUAGACAUUCAUAUCGAAGGAUUUUCUGAAAGACAUUAUUGUCCUCGUAUGGCUACUAUGAAUAAACCGACCUUUAUUAAUAUUAUGAGACAUUCUCCUAUAAAGCCUGUAAUUGUGUUUGUGUCAUCACGACGUCAAACACGUCUGACAGCUCAGGAUUUGAUUGCGUAUUGUUGCUUGACUGAGAAUCCUCAUCAUUUUUUGAGAAUGACUGAAGAAGAAUUACAAAUCAUUCAAUCUCAAAUCAAGGAUAGUAGCAUGAAAAGAACUCUUAUUUUUGGCAUUGGACUGCACCAUGCUGGAUUAACUGAAAGUGAUCGGAAGAUAGUUGAAUUAUUAUUUCUACAACAAAAAAUUCAAGUUUUAGUUGCAACUAGCACUUUGGCUUGGGGUGUGAAUUUACCUGCUCAUUUGGUUGUAAUCAAAGGAACCGAAUUCUAUGAUGCCAAGUCUAAAGGAUAUAUAGAUUUUCCUAUUACUGAUGUACUCCAAAUGAUAGGUAGAGCUGGUCGUCCACAAUUCGAUGAUAGUGGUGUUGCUUGUAUAUUUGUACAGAAUUCAAAAAAGAAUUUUUAUAAAAAAAUUUUGUAUGAACCUUUCCCGAUAGAGUCCAGCUUACAUAUUCAGCUUGAGUAUCAUUUCAAUGCCGAAAUAGUCGCUGGUACUAUAAAGUCUAGAAAAGAGGCCAUGAUAUAUCUUUCUUACACUUAUUUAUAUCGUAGAUUACAACAAAAUCCAGCUUAUUAUGAAUUAAAAGAUGCCUAUCCUAAAACUAUUGACGAUUAUCUAUCAAAGUUGUUUGAAAAGUCUAUGCAACAGCUAAGUCUCUCUGGUUGUAUUGAAAUGGAUGAUGAUUUUAAUGUGGAACCGACUUCCCUUGGCAAGAUCGCAUCAUAUUAUUAUCUUUCACAUAAAACGGUCAGACUCAUUCGAGACCAUAUUAAAAAUGAUUCAACUAUCCGAGAUAUUUUAGGAAUAUUAUGUAAUUCAGACGAAUAUUCUGAACUUCCGGUUCGACAUAAUGAAGAUCUCCAAAAUCAAGAUUUAGAAAAGGAACUUCCUUGGUCUGUUCAAUCUCAUCUUCCAUAUGAUAGUCCACACGCGAAAGCAUUUUUGCUUUUGCAGGCUCAUCUUAUAAGGACCAAAUUGCCAAUCGUUGAUUAUGUUACAGACACACUGUCGAUUUUAGAUCAAGCAAUUCGUAUUUUACAGUCAAUUAUUGAUAUAACUGUCGAAAAUAACAUGUUAAAAACAUGUCUUCAUACGAUGUCAUUAUCACAAUGCAUUAAACAGUCAUGUUGGCCUGAGAGUUCAUCAUUGCUGAAUCUUCCCGGAAUUGAAGAUCAUAUGAUUGGUUCAAUUCUUCACGAGGGACAUGUCGUCAAAUUCCUAGGCGAAUUAUUGGAUCUUUCAGAAGAGGAGUUGUCUAAGAUUUUCAAAAAUGUUAGCAGACUUUCCGAGCCUGAUGUAGAAAAGAUUUGUAAAGUCGUCAACAACAUUCCUAUGAUAGAUGUUGGCUGUCAUAUUAAACAUGCUAGUGACUCGAUGGCUCCAAAUGAUGAGCGCACGUUAUUGGUUUCAUUGAAAAGGGUAAAGAAUAUAUCAGGAUAUGACGGUAAAGUUUAUGCGCCUAGAUUUCCAAAACCACAAUAUGAAUCAUGGUGGUUGGUAUUUGGAGAUAAAUCAACUGAUAGCAUAAUCGAUAUGAAAAGGGUUAAUAUGCGUAAUGGACCUUUUGGAGAAUUUUCUAAUUUGCAAACCUUCAAAUUGAAGCUGAUCACACCAGAGAACGGAGGAAAUUAUCGAUACACGAUAUUCCUUAUUAGUGAUGGUUAUCUAGGAUUAGAUCAACAAUUUGACGUUGAAUUCCAUGUAGAUGAUGUUAAAGAGAUGAACUGA